Messenger RNA from Symbiodinium necroappetens, 975 nucleotides. Lineage: Eukaryota; Dinophyceae; Suessiales; Symbiodiniaceae. The record is from the annotation of a GenBank genome assembly.
AUGGACUACUUACUUGAUCGCGACUGGCGCUCGCCGAUCCGUUAUCCCGACCCUGCCAUUGAAGUCCUGGACCAGGCUUUUCGCCAGUACGUGCUGGCUAGCGCAGCGUUGGAACGCAUCUGGACAGGCGGUCGCUGGACCGAAGGUCCUGUAUAUUUCGGUGAUUUACGCAGCCUCAUCUGGAGUGAUAUUCCCAACAACCGAAUGAUGCGUUGGGAUGAGACCAGCGGCGAAACCUCUGUUUUCAGGGCGCCUGCCGACUAUGCCAACGGCAAUACCCGGGACCUGCAGGGUCGGUUAAUCACCUGUGAACAUGGCAGCCGGCAGGUCACCCGCACAGAGCACGAUGGCACGGUAACUGUGCUGAUCAAACACUUCGACGGGAAGCGGCUGAACGCGCCAAACGAUGUGGUGGUCCAUCCCGAUGGUGCCAUCUGGUUCACUGACCCCGGCUACGGUAUUCACUGGCACUACGAAGGCCACAAAGCGCAGUUCGAACUGCCCACACGAAUCUAUCGCCUCGAUCCCGACAGCGGUGCAGCUACAAUCGUGGAUGAACAGCUCAACAAACCCAACGGACUGGCCUUCUCCCCGGAUUAUAAAAAACUCUACGUUUCCGAUACCGGUGCAUCACAUACUCCGGGGCAUCCACGAGCGAUCCACGUGUUCGACGUCAUCGACAAUGAACGCUUGAGCCCACCUACGCAGUUCUGCGACUUUGAAACUGCCGGGCCUGAUGGCUUUCGCGUAGAUACGCAGGGCAACUUAUGGUGCGGGGCUGCCUGGGGCGACGCUGGCGCAGACGGUGUAUUUGUCUACGCGCCAAACGGUAAAAAGAUUGGCGCGAUCCACCUGCCCGAGGGGGUAUCAAACGUUUGUUUUGGGGGACCGAAGCGCAACCGCCUGUUCAUGACUGGGUCGCAGUCCGUUUAUGCACUUUAUGUUGACGCUCAGGGUAUGCCCUACCCGGGAUAA